UUUAUAUUGUCUAUUUUUUUCAUUUCGAGAAUAUGGAUUCAAUAUAAAUUAUUUUAUUUAUAAAGUUGAAAAAAAAUUUAAAAAAAAAUUAUAAAAGAGCUUUUCUAACAUUUUUAAAUUCAUUUUUUAUAUUUUAUUUUAAUUAAAAUUAGUUAAAAAUGAAGACUGAAAUUUGUGCUUUUUCCGGUUCAAAAAUUUACCCAGGUAGGGGUAUUCUUUUUGUUCGUGGCGAUUCUAAAAUUUUUAGAUUCCAUUCAUCAAAAUCUGCUUCUUUAUUUUUACAAAGAAAAAACCCAAGAAGAAUUUCAUGGACUGUUUUAUACAGACGUCACCACAAAAAAGGUAUCUCUGAAGAAGUUAGCAGAAAGAGAACCAGAAAAGCUGUUAAACACCAAAGAGCCAUUGUCGGUGCUUCUUUAGAAUUAUUAAAAGAACGUCGUUCUCUAAAACCAGAAGUAAGAAAAGUUGAAAGAGAAAAACUUGCCAAUUUAGAAAAAGAAAAAAAGAGAGCUGAAAAGGCCAAAAAAAGAGCUGAAAAAGCUAAAUUAGCUGCUAAAGGUGGUGCUGGUUCAAAACUUUCUAAAACACAAGCUAAAGGUGCUUUUACUAAAGUUCAUCCCACUACCCGUUAAGAUUUCAUCUGUAAUUUAUUUAAAAUAACUAUUAUAAAUUAUUCUUUUCUUCAGUUAAUAAAUAAAUAAUGAAUGGAAAUUGGUUUUGUCAUUUGUACUUCAAUUAUUUUUUUUUUUUACUACUACUGUUACCUUUUUGAUUUUCUUG
Ascoidea rubescens DSM 1968 is the source of this 780-nucleotide messenger RNA. Its product is annotated as 60S ribosomal protein eL24. The coding region runs from base 159 to 632 and encodes 157 amino acids. Gene Ontology annotation, cellular component: cytosolic large ribosomal subunit. Gene Ontology annotation, biological process: cytoplasmic translation. NCBI's taxonomy places the organism in Eukaryota, Fungi, Ascomycota, Saccharomycetes, Ascoideales, Ascoideaceae. The transcript has a single exon. Gene Ontology annotation, molecular function: mRNA binding; structural constituent of ribosome. The record is from RefSeq and is a predicted model, not a curated record.